AUGGGCGCACACACAACUUCAACUAUACUUGUUCUUUUCUUCAUGUUUCUUACUCUUUCUUCAUCCGAUAAUCAUGAAGGAAACAGUAAAUACUACAAACCAUGCAAACGCCUAGUCUUGUAUUUCCAUGAUAUUCUUUACAAUGGCAAGAAUGCAGCCAAUGCAACAUCAGCUAUUGUGGGUGCUCCCCAAUGGGGCAACCGUACAAAUUUGGCUAACCAGAAUCAUUUUGGGGAUGUGGUGGUAUUUGAUGACCCUAUUACCUUAGACAAUAAUCUUCAUUCCCCUCCGGUUGGUCGAGCCCAGGGUUUAUACUUGUAUGACACCAAGAAAGCCUUCACAGCAUGGUUCGCGUUUUCGUUCAUUCUUAAUACUACGGAUUAUCAUGGAAACUUCCAUUUGAUUGGGGUAGAUGCAACCUCAAUGAAGAUUCGAGAUAUAUCAAUUAUUGGUGGGACCGGGGACUUCUUUAUGCACAGAGGCAUUGCAAGUAUUACGGCUGAUGCAGUUGAAGGCGAAGUGUAUUUUAGGCUUCGUGUUGACAUAAAGUUCUACGAGUGUUGGUAA
Cynara cardunculus var. scolymus (artichoke) is the source of this 567-nucleotide messenger RNA. Its product is annotated as disease resistance response protein 206-like. The transcript has a single exon. The coding region runs from base 1 to 567 and encodes 188 amino acids. The record is from RefSeq and is a predicted model, not a curated record. Lineage: Eukaryota; Viridiplantae; Streptophyta; Magnoliopsida; Asterales; Asteraceae.